AUGGGUGAGCUUGCCAUACUACGCAAAGAGAUUGCUCGGGUCCCCCAGAGACAAAAAGGUGAUGACUCAAACUUUGACUGCGAAGACCGAGAACCGUGCACCAGACACAUUUUGGAGGCGGAACUCCCCAAAAACUUUAAGAUGCCCGAAAUGGCAGCUUAUACCGGGGACUUGGACCCCAGCGAUCACUUAUCUCGAUUCAACCGAGUAAUGACGGUCAUAAGAGUAAGCAAUGACGCCAAAUGUUUAUGCUUCCCGCUAACGUUGAGUGGGUCCGCGGAGGAAUGGUUCAAGAAGUUGGAACCAGGAUCAGUGGACUGUUGGAACAAGCUGCAAAGGUUUAAGGAAGAAGUCUCGAAGACUAAGAAAGUUGAUGACGGACAACAGCUUGCACUUCUUCAAGCGGGGAUCCGUACAGGAACUCCAUUCUGGAACGAAUUACAUCAAGAAGGAGCUUCGAACCUCCAAGAUUUCCAGAAGACAGUCCAAAAAUACAUCAACUUAGAAGAGGCCCAAAUAGUGGCUUAUGGGGGAUACAAUCCGACCGGAGUGGCGGGAUAUGUGUCCGGAGUCCAACUCUCGAGAACCUUAACUUCGGCUACUCCACCAAUAAGCGGCAUACAAUUCUCCGCUACCCCAGGAUAUAAUCAGAGCCAGGCAUUGGCUCCCGCAUCUUCGCACUAUGGGAAUCCUUCGGGGAUGAGUGGACAAGUCUCGUCUCACUCCGCUCCUGCUGCAAGCCUAGCUGGACCUUCUCAAGGCUCUCGGAGCAAGAGGUCCUCGAAAGGAAGCAACCGGACGGAGGACAAGCAACAGAAUAGGGGGUACACUCCCCAAUACACCCAAUACACGGAGCUGAGGGACUCCCAAGACCGUGUAUAUUUCGCCACCAGUACCAAUGAAUGCAAAAAUCUUAAGGAUGAGAUCGAGAGCUUGAUUCGACUGGGUCAUCUCUACGAGUGGAUUAAGAACCGGCUGCCCCAUCUCAACCCGGUUCUGGCAGUGGGACCUUUGCCUCAAGGAACACCAGGGGGUACGCCCGGAGCAUUGGCACCAGUCGCUUCCCCGGGGGAACCUCAGCAGGCACCCGACUUGCCACCAAGACCCAAUGGAAGAGUGACUAUGAUCUCUGGAGGGCCCCAUAUUGGAGGGACUACCCGAAAGGAAUUAAAGCGCUAUGUCGGGGCCGUAAAACACAGCGAGGUUUGGGAAGUCACUCAGCUCCCUGCUCAGAGGCCCCGACUCAUGGAUCAGCCAAUUACAUUCACAGAAGAAGACGCAAAGACGGUGUGUUUUCCUCACCAUGACCCCCUGGUCAUAGAGACUCCCAUCGCCAACAAGAUUGUGGCUAGAAUACUAAUCGACAAUGGGAGUUAUGUGAAUUUACUAUUUAAAGAAGCCUUCACGGUGAUAGGCCUCACGGACCGGGAUCUUUCGCCAAGCGGUUCCCAACUCGCGGGAUUCAAUGGACAACACUCAUCCCAAUGGGAAAAGUGA
This is a messenger RNA of Cannabis sativa, 1497 nucleotides long. RefSeq lists its product as uncharacterized. NCBI's taxonomy places the organism in Eukaryota, Viridiplantae, Streptophyta, Magnoliopsida, Rosales, Cannabaceae. The coding region runs from base 1 to 1497 and encodes 498 amino acids. The record is from RefSeq and is a predicted model, not a curated record. The transcript is spliced from 3 exons.